Sclerotinia sclerotiorum 1980 UF-70 is the source of this 297-nucleotide messenger RNA. RefSeq lists its product with no specific name. The record is from RefSeq and is a predicted model, not a curated record. NCBI's taxonomy places the organism in Eukaryota, Fungi, Ascomycota, Leotiomycetes, Helotiales, Sclerotiniaceae. The transcript has 3 exons. Bases 1 to 297 code for a protein of 98 amino acids.
AUGAAUUGUUUUCAUCCUUCACAAAACGCCGAUCGAGAUAACCAAUCUGUUGAUCAACCCGUUCGGUCGGCAGGCUUUUGUCCAACCGGACCGGACCUUUCUUGUACCAUGGUACAAUUGUCAAUACCAACUUGGGAAAUUUCAACACGUGUCGAUUAUGCCGAGAGUCCUGCAAUCACUCUUCUGAUACUGCACGAUUCCAAGUCAUCAUACAUCAAGCACAUACAAGAGGCCUUUUCGCGACUUCGCGAGGCAGCUUUUGACACAACAUUACAUGAAGCAGAGAGGACGGUUUAA